UUUUUUUUCAGCCUUUCCGAAUGGCAGGAAUGUUGUAAUGGCUCUCGACACGAUAUUGACUUCAAUUGCGAUAUAGUUCUGACCGCCUUCUCUUCAUGCAACAAACUUCUCGACAACCUCAUCAUCGAGGUACUCGUCUGGUUCGUUGGACUCUCGUCCUUCAUUGGAAACACAUCCGUGCUGUUACUGCGAUCACGAGUCAUCUGCUCGAAGGCAUCACGCAUCAGCCGCAUCAACGCCAUCAUGAUCCUUAGCUUGGCAUCUGCGGAUAUCCUCAAUGGCAUAUAUCUCCUCAUCAUAGGUGCUGUGAACGCGAAAUUCGGUAAGAACUACUACUUCUUUGCGGAUGAGUGGCUUGAAAGUCCACUCUGUCAAAUAGCUGGCUUCUUAGCCACACUGUCCGGUCAGACAUCUGUAUUAAUGUUAACUGUGAUCAGCAUUGAACGCAUGUUGGCCAUCGUUUUCCCGUUCAGGUUAAACCUCCGCAUGGGCACCAAAGUAACAUGGGUAAUUGUUCUAGUUGUUUGGUCUGUAUCAAUCAUUAUCUGCUCCAUCCCGUUCAUGUUUCCUGAGAGCUUCACUGGUUUCUAUGGCAACUCGGAUGUCUGUAUAGGACUUCCGGUCGGGCUCUACAUCUACGCUGUUCCAGGAGGAGGUGAAGCGGGUGAGAUGGAGAUCGAAGGGUCUUCGUGGUACUUCGGCAUCGCCAUCUACGUCGGGAUCAACAUCCUCUGCUUACUCGUCAUCCUUAUCUGCUACGUAAUCAUUUUCGUCACGGUGAAGCGUUCCGGGCGAAAUGUCAAGAACACUAAGAACAGCACGCAGGAAAUUCAGUUGGCGGGAAGAAUGUCUCUGAUCGUGUGCACCGACUUCGCAGCCUGGUUUCCCAUCGUUACCAUGUUCAUCUUGGUAAUCGCACGAGCUUGGGAUAUGCCUGCCACUCUUUAUGCUUUCGUCGUUGCCAUUCUACUGCCAAUCAACUCAGCGUUAAAUCCCUACAUCUAUACUGUAACUCAAAUAAUUUCAAAGAGAAGGAGACGACUAGGAAAGAGUUCAAACGGUGCAGGAUCUAGUGGGAUGUCGUUAGAUAAACUGACUUAACUUUUCUUUUUAAUUUAGGCAGGGUUGGCACGUUUUAAACGGUGUGUUUUAAAACAUGUUUCAAAAUGCGUUUAAAACACCCGUGUUUUUUUUUUUUUUUUUUUUUUUUUUUACAACAAAACGUGUUUUAAAACACCUCAUAAACUUGUGUGUUGUAAAUUUGCAUGGAUGUGAUUUUAGAUGAAUGUUUUAUUUCAAUACUUUUAUUUCUUAAGUGGUGUAUUAUUUUCUUCUAACUUACUAAAACUCGUUCUCAACACCACUCUUUUUCUCCUCUUUCUCUUCUCCCUUACUCUCCCUUUCUCCAUCGUUUUUUCAUGUUCCUUUCCUCCUUUUCAAUUGUGCACAUCAAUCCAUUAAGAAUAUUCUCAUUCAAACAUAUCUGAGUGGUGUGCUAAUUUUUUGGACAGGGAAAGAAAACACUAUUUAAAACAAGCUCAAAUACAUGUAAUAGUAGUACUUGAAUGAAAUGGAAGUGUUGCACAAGCAUAAUAAUAUUUUACAAAUAGACUGUAAAACUGACAUCGUACUCUUAAGGUAUACACGAAAGCAGGUGAAACUUUGUGCUUUGUAAUUAUGAAGAAAAGUACUAGACAGUAUAAGAUAAUCAGCGAGCAAACCUUAAAGGACAAGUCCAUCCCAAUAAAAAGUUAAAUUGAGUAAAAUAAGAGAAAAAUCCAGCUAGCAUAAUGCUGAAAAUUUCAUCAAAAUCGGAUGUAAAAUAAGAAAGUUACUGAUAUUUCGCUUAAUUUCGCAAAAUAGUUAAUAUGCACAUCCUGGUCAGUAUGCAAAUGAGGGGACUGGUGAAAUCACUCACUCAAUAUUUCUUUGUAUUUCAUUAUUUUCUCCUCAUUGUCAUGUGAAAUAAAGUUAUUUUCCUCCCUGAACAUGUGGACCUAUCAUUGUUUUAAUAUUUUUUGGUUCAGUCAAGUUGGUCAUUAUUGUCAAAUCUGUAGAAAUGGAAAUAUUGUAGUUUUUUCAUUUAAACAAUAAAAAAGAAAAGAAAUUGUGAAUGAGGGGUAUCAUCGACUUUCAUGUGCAUACAACUGUUAUGUGAAAAAUAAGCGAAAUUUUAAAUCCAAUUUCGAUGAAAUUUUCAGAAUUAUGAUUGUUUGAUUUUUCUCUAUUGAUUCUUAUCAACAUUUUUCUGGGGUGGACUUGGCUUUUAAUCCUAACAAUCCCAGGGGACCUUAAUGGCCCCCUCAAAACUUUCUAUGAUAAAUCCAUUAACAUGAUGACAGGGGUGGGCCAUAUCGUUCAAUAAUACUGUUUGGAUGCAUGCAUGGGUAUGCGGUUAUGAUAUUACACAACAAGUGCAUGUCAGACCCCGAAUUGUUCAAAAACAUGGUUUCAUGUGUAAAGUCAAUGCAAAUCACGCCAAAAUAUGUAUAUGUAUCAUUAUUUGUAUUUUUGGUAAUAUUGGAAAAUUGUUGCCAAUAAUUCCCAUUAAAAACAUAAAAAAGUAUUUAAAAAAAGUGUACAUAAGAAAUAUUAAAAAAAAAACAGUGAAAACAAGCAUUAAAAAACAUUUUAUACUGAUUUCUUUUUAAACUAAUAUGCAUUUGAUCAGAAUUCCUCGAUUAAAAAAAAAGCAGUUCAAGGGCUUUAUUUAUAUAGAUUAAAUUUUAAACUCAAAUUUAUUUUGUAUUUCAUUCAUGCACUAAAAUUGGCAAAUGGAUUCAAAUGAAAUAAAGCAUAUUGAUUUAAUGAAAUUAAGCUUUGAAACCCCAUAGUUUAUAGAUUAUGUAAUUUUCUUCCAUUGUGCAAAUUCUUCUCGCCGCCCCCUCCCCUAGAUUGACAAGACUCAAAAUACCCCGGAACUACAAGUAUAUGUACAUGUAUGAGGAAUAAACUUAUAAAAUGUCAACUUAUUUUUAGUUUUCUUUGGGGGGUAUUUCAUUUCCAUGAUUUAGUCAUUUGGGGGAAAUAUUAAUUUUUCUGUUGGAAAUUCAGUACCAAAAAAUUGUAGCCAUCUCUUACUUACUCCCAAAAUUUAUUCAAAACAUCAAGAGCUUAAAUCAUACAUAUUAAGGUAUAGUUUAAUUGAUUUACAGAAAAUUGCAUAAUUCGUUGGAAAAAAAAAACGUUUUGUUUUAAAACGACUUAAAACGUUUUAGAACAAUAAAAAACGUUUUAUUUGUUUUUUUUUUGAUAAAAAAGGUUAAUUUUUUUAAAUAAAAAACGUUUUUUUACAACCCUGAUUUAUCGGUCUCUUAACUUUUAAAGAUAGGCAAUUUGACCAAAAUCAUCUUAAUGUUGGGGUGAACCCCCUUUUUUAUUGCCAAAUUCUCUUCCGAACCACGUAGCACACCAUCUUCCAAAAUCGUCCAACCCCCAGAAUGCCAUCUCCAAUCGCUCACGAGGAUGUAUUAUUGGUUAUAAACUGUCUAAAGUUUUGAAGUUCAAUAAUGUGAUUUAUUUUGAGUGUCAGCGAACAUUGCAAUCUUACAAAUGAUAGGUUGUGACCAUUGACAUAUGGGGGGGGGGGGGGGGUACGUGCCUCUGUACCCUUCGUAUAUAUGCUAUUGGUGCCAGAGACCAGAAUGUUUUCCCCUUCAAACAUAAUUACCAGAAUUACGGAUUCAAUAAGUGAGAAUAAACUAUAUAGAAAGAAUACAACUUUUCCACUGAAGGAGGAUUUCAAAGCACAUGAGUAGAACGAAUCUGUCGAUGUCACAUGAGUUUGGGUCAUGCAGUAUCAAUUUGAUUAUUUUCUUAGCUUCGAUAAAAUCCCCCAAAAGCACCAACAGAAAGUGGAUUUCAUUAUUUCCUUUCUAUUUGUCAGCAUAAACUGUUGUUGUAUAUAAUGUCCCGUAUACUCGGAAGCGGGUGGUGUUAGGUAUGUCACGAACAAACCGGUUAUUAAAAUAAUGGUUUCACAAUCAUUUCAA
Lytechinus pictus (painted urchin) is the source of this 3992-nucleotide messenger RNA. RefSeq names its product relaxin receptor 2-like. Gene Ontology annotation, biological process: activation of adenylate cyclase activity; hormone-mediated signaling pathway; adenylate cyclase-activating G protein-coupled receptor signaling pathway. Lineage: Eukaryota; Metazoa; Echinodermata; Echinoidea; Temnopleuroida; Toxopneustidae. The record is from RefSeq and is a predicted model, not a curated record. Gene Ontology annotation, cellular component: plasma membrane. Gene Ontology annotation, molecular function: G protein-coupled peptide receptor activity. The annotation marks the transcript as partial. The transcript has a single exon.